CAAAUGCCAAUGCCUGUAUUGCCUGUGGCAUUUUUUUAUCAGCAUAAGUGUAAGUGUACUUUUCUCAAACCUUUUUUAGUGUAACUUAUAGUCUAAAUUGCUCUCAAAUUCUUGACGGAAGCAUUUAUUGGUGGUUUUGUAAACGUCAUUUUAUACAUUAUCUUCGUUGUUAUUAUUAGUCCUUUUGCAACUACUUCAAAGGCAGCAUGAUUAAGCAAGAAGCUCGUAAUAUCCUUCAAAGUGGUUAUUUCCAUCCUGUUCUUCGAAAAUGGCACACUUCGAGUACUUCCAUUUCUGCGGACAAUUUGAUGUAUCCCAUUUUUAUCACAGAUGCAAAAGAUGCUGUGGAACCAAUCAAAAACAUGCCAGGGGUCUACCGUUAUGGAGUCAAUCAACUCAAAUCUAUAUUAAGUCCACUUGUUAAACAAGGUUUGAAGUCGGUUCUUCUGUUUGGAGUCAUAACAGACCUCGAAAAGGAUAAAACUGGCUCCUCAGCAGACUCAACGGCCAAUCCUGUGGUACAAGCAAUUCCAAAUCUUAGAAAAUGGUUCCCAGAUCUUGUCAUUGCAUGUGAUGUGUGUUUGUGUGCUUAUACGGACCAUGGUCACUGUGGCAUAUUAUACGAUGAUGGAUCAAUCAAUAACAUGGAUUCAAUAAGAAGAAUUGGAGAAAUUGCAUACAGUUAUGGAACUGCUGGCGCUCACAUCGUAGCACCGUCAUGCAUGAUGGAUGGUAUGAUUGCAGCCAUAAAAUCGUCAUUAGGUUACCUAGUGCACAGUGUUAGCGUUCUAUCUUACUCCGCCAAAUUUUUCUCUUCAUUCUAUGGUCCUUUCAGAGAGGCUGCCAAGUCUGCCCCAGCUUUUGGAGAUCGGAAAUGCUACCAACUUCCUGGUGGCAGCAGUGGUUUGGCACAAAGAGCAGCCGAGAGGGAUGUCAGAGAGGGUGCAGACAUGUUAAUGGUGAAACCUGGACUAGCAUAUUUGGAUAUUGUCAAACAGAUAAAAAGUAGUCAUCCUGAAUAUCCCAUGUUCAUUUAUCAGGUCUCUGGAGAGUACUCAAUGUUGUAUCUAGCAGCUGAAAACGGUAUAAUGGAUCUGAAGGCUGGAGUGACAGAAGUUUUACAGUCCAUGAGACGCGCAGGUGCUGAUGUCAUCAUAACAUACUUCACACCGAAAAUUCUCGAAUGGCUAGCAGAAGGAGAUCUAUCCUAGAGAAAGCCUUAAUUCUACUCCCUUGUUUAUUGUUUUGUUUCAUUUAAAAGUUUUACAAUAUUCCAAUGUAAAAGACAAUGUUUUCCAUUGUAAAAGACAAUUUAAUUAGGUAGUCCCUCUUCCAAAAAUUAAGUCAAUGACCGGUUAUUAAAUUUUUAGUGCCAAAAAUGUUUGCCCUCCAAAUGGGCUCUUCUUGUGAUUAUAUUUAUGUAAUUUUCAAAUGUUGGAUCGCCUUUAAGAUACAUGCAACACUGCAAAUGAAAUAUGUGCACAUUUAGGUUAAUGCAUACCAGAAUGUGUAAUUCAAUAUUGCUCACAUUGGCGAGUGAAAAAUUACUGUCCCUGCAUUGUUGUUGGGACAACGACUGAAAGAUAUCAAAAAAAUAUCAUUCCUUUGACCAAGUCUAUGUAUUUAAUUUGCUUCUUUUGAAUGCAAUGAAGAUAAGGUCUGUGUCUGAGAUAAAAUGUAGGUAAAAUACAAUUGUUAUAUUUUUGCGUUCCCUCCUCUUAUGCUGAAAGAGGGUUUUUUUUUAAUUCUCUUAAAAGAGAUGAAAAAUAUAGGAAACCAUGAAAAAACCAUAUGAAAUUUGAUAUUGCAUUUGAUUCUUGAUUUAUGUGUAAUAUUUAUUUUUUUAGACUCCUCUUACUUUAAUUUCUCUCACAAGGGGAAGUCAUGUAGUGUCCCACCUAGAUUUUAGUCUGACUAUUGCUAAAAGUUCCUACAUAUAAAAAUAUUGGACCCCUAUUUUGCCGUUUUUGCUAAUAGGACCAUGAAGUUCAAAAAAUAAUUAAAGAUUGGCAAAUUGAAUUGCUUGCUGAAGUGAAAACAUUAUGCUUCUAGCGAUGUCAUAGUAACCCAAGGCAGUGCACUUCAGUCAAGAGGUCAGUACUUUAAUUCCCCGUAUUUUAAUAUAAUUUUUUUUGUUCCUGUAUUAGUUUUGUUUGUUUUGUUUUGUUUUUUUUUCUUUCCACUCUCUUUGCUGUUAAUUCAGUCAGAAUAAAUCCAAAAAAAUAUUCUCUGGAAUGAAUAGAAAUUAUGAGACUUCGCUUGAAAUAGCCGUGCACACCUCUCAGCUCGGGCGCAAUGCCCUAAGCUAAAAGGCUAUUAAAGCCCUGAAAUGUGAGAAGCAUUAUUUUGUCACUUUAAUAAGAGACCCUCGUGCCCAACUUUUUGGGGAAAUAACUUGUUUUGAACAUUCAAGUCUCAUUCUCGAAAACAUCAAAACAGAGGUCCAAUAAUUUUGUGUGACAAAACUUCUAGUAUGAAGACCUCCUUUUAUCAGCUUUUCUAUUGAUUCAGUACAAGUAAGUCCCAGAAUGUAGGCGCAAACGCAAUCAACCUUUUUCAGUAAAAAAUCAGAGUUUCCUGAGAGUUCUGUCAUAUGGAGGGAAAACGCUGUAAGAACAUCAUAAUGCUGUCUUUUCCUGAGAAAUUAUCUGUUUUUGAGAAACAGUAAGAACAUUUACCUCCAAAAUUUACAAGUAUGCCUCUUUCAAUGGGAAUAUAAGCUUAGUAAAAUUCAGAAAAAUACAGUCAUAAGUCACAAAAUUGAAAGAAACGAAAACAAGAUUUGGAACUAAUGGAAAAAACAAAAUAUGAAAAAAUCAAACUUAAUUCUUUCAGCUCAAGUGUUUUCAUUUUCCUGCUCUCUUUUCUCUCUUAGUCUUGUGUUCUUUAGAAAAUUAAGAUCAAGAGGAUUUAUUUAUAAAGUUCUUAAUUUUAUCAAGAGGUUUUAUGGCAAGUUCCAAAAGUUCAAUGGUGUUUUUCGUUAGCUCAACAGAGCUCAGAAUUGAAUUGAUGUGAUUCAUGUGAUUUAUCAAACGGCAGUUUGACCACAUAUAGUUCCUUGAAUGAGACUUCUCCGAAAAGUAAGGAUAUCAAUAUCAUGAGCACAGAUCAUCAUACUUUUUUUCAAUAAUUUUCUCUUGUAUCAGAGAACAUGAAACAGCCAGCUGUAAAUUAUCUAUUUGCAAUUUAAAUAAUGUUUUAGUAGAAUUAAAUUUUAAAACCCCAUAUUGAUUCAUAAAAAAAAGGAGAGAGGUCUCAAUCAUGGAACCUUUUGUUAUUGUUCAGGAGUUAUUAAUAUUAUUAUUAUUUGGUUUAUUUUUGUUCAUUCAUUUCCCUGAUUGCCUCUCAACUUACCCCGUAGUUUUUCUGUUAUCAUUGUUAGGUAUUGAGAAUAGGGAUUGUGGUGCAGAAGUAGACUUUAAGAGGGAACUUUCUCCCAGGGAGAAUUUUGCUCCGUUGAUUUAGCUGUGUUCAUUGCAUUUCUCAAAGUUUAAAGUCUCCAUUUGAGACAUUGUUUUUGUAUGUGUUUUCUAAAAUAAAGGUUUUGACUACAUACUCUUUUA
Bemisia tabaci is the source of this 3563-nucleotide messenger RNA. RefSeq names its product Porphobilinogen synthase (gene Pbgs). The record is from RefSeq and is a predicted model, not a curated record. Lineage: Eukaryota; Metazoa; Arthropoda; Insecta; Hemiptera; Aleyrodidae. Gene Ontology annotation, biological process: heme biosynthetic process. Gene Ontology annotation, molecular function: zinc ion binding; porphobilinogen synthase activity. Gene Ontology annotation, cellular component: cytosol.